CCAACCUGUAAAACUACCAUAACUCCAUAACAUAACCAUACAAUAUCAUCAAGCUAAGCUUGACUUUAUUUUCAUGGCGGCAAGUCAAAGCAACAUAAUUGGCAACAAUGGAGUUGUUUUCGAAGAUUUCUUACCAACAAUGGUGGAAAAGCUUGGUGAAGAAGGGUUUAUGAAGGAAUUAUGUAAUGGGUUUAGACUACUAAUGGAUGAAAAAAAAGGGUUGAUCACAUUUGAGAGCUUGAAGAAGAAUUUGGGAGUUUUAGGGUUAAAAGGUAUGAAUGAUGAAGAAGUUAAAGAAAUGUUGAAGGAAGGAGAUGUUGAUAAAGAUGGUUGUUUGAAUCAAAUGGAAUUUUGUGUUUUAAUGUUUAGGUUAAGUCCUGGUUUAAUGGAAAGUUCUAGAAGGUGGCUUCAACAUGCUCUUGCUAAUUGAGUGUAAUUCUUCAUUAAAUUUAGUUUUAUUUUUGUUCAAGUUGAGCCUUUUUUGGUUGCUAUCUAGUUUUUUUCAUUUGGGGUUUGGCUAGAAAAAUCUUACGGGUAAUAAAAUUUUUUCGUACCCUUAUUAAAAAAAUGAAAAAAGUUUUUAAUUAUUAGACUAACCUAAAAUUAUAUUCUAUUUUUUUUAGUAUUAAUAUUGUUAGCAAGUAAUAUAUAUCAUUAAUUAUUUGAUUGCAUUGUUUUGUAAUUUGUACUAGGAAUUAAGUUGGAUGAUAUAUGUUAUUAAUAAAAUUGUUGGUAGUUAAUUAAUUUAAGGAAAAUUUACCCAGAAUAAUCCAACUUAUUCACGAUUUUCCUACAAUAAUCCCAAUUAUCGAUUAACCAUGAAUAAUCCCAACUAUUGACUCACUUAACCUGUGCUGUUGUUGCUCUUGUUUUUACCAGUGCAACAGGUAAUUUUCUGGCAUUUAGCCAAUAAUUGGGAUUAUUGUAGGAAAAUCGUAAAUAGAUUGGAUUAUUCUGGGUAAAUUUUCCAUUUUUUAAAAUAUUUAUCUUUUUUUUUUAUAUUCAAAAUGACUUGCUACAAUGGGUAGCAGGUCACCCGGGUGUACCCAAGGCAAAGACCCUCCUAAGUUCGGAUUAUUCAUGGUUAAUCGAUAAUUGGGAUUAUUGUAGGAAAAUCGUGAAUAGGUUGGAUUAUUUUAGGUAAAUUUUCCUUAAUUUAAUAUGAUUCUAUUUUUUGAUGUAUAUAUAAUUCGUAUUUUAAUUAGAUUUUUUUUCGAAUUAGUUUUAGUCCAAAAAUAGUGAGUGUAACUUUUAAUUUGUUUAAAACUAAAAUAAAAGAUUAAGAAACAUAAUUAGGUAGUUGUUUCAACUAAACAGGAGUACGGUGGAGUAAGCUUCA
Messenger RNA from Amaranthus tricolor (Joseph's coat), 1339 nucleotides. Its product is annotated as calcium-binding protein KRP1-like. Gene Ontology annotation, molecular function: calcium ion binding. NCBI's taxonomy places the organism in Eukaryota, Viridiplantae, Streptophyta, Magnoliopsida, Caryophyllales, Amaranthaceae. Bases 74 to 430 code for a protein of 118 amino acids. The transcript has a single exon. The record is from RefSeq and is a predicted model, not a curated record.